Messenger RNA from Nomascus leucogenys (northern white-cheeked gibbon), 3453 nucleotides. RefSeq names its product opsin 5 (gene OPN5). NCBI's taxonomy places the organism in Eukaryota, Metazoa, Chordata, Mammalia, Primates, Hylobatidae. Gene Ontology annotation, biological process: G protein-coupled receptor signaling pathway; visual perception. Gene Ontology annotation, molecular function: G protein-coupled receptor activity. Gene Ontology annotation, cellular component: membrane. The record is from RefSeq and is a predicted model, not a curated record.
UCCCUCGUGGUUCGAGAACAGAAUGGCGUUAAAUCACACUGCCCUGCCUCAGGACGAGCGCCUGCCACAUUACCUUCGAGAUGGGGAUCCCUUUGCUUCCAAACUUUCUUGGGAAGCGGAUCUAGUGGCUGGCUUUUACCUGACAAUAAUUGGGAUUCUGUCCACGUUUGGAAAUGGAUAUGUCCUUUAUAUGUCUUCUAGACGAAAGAAGAAGCUGAGACCAGCCGAAAUAAUGACUAUCAAUUUAGCAGUCUGUGAUCUGGGGAUUUCAGUUGUAGGCAAGCCGUUCACCAUCAUCUCUUGCUUUUGUCACCGCUGGGUGUUUGGCUGGAUCGGCUGCCGCUGGUAUGGAUGGGCUGGAUUUUUCUUUGGCUGUGGAAGCCUUAUCACCAUGACUGCUGUCAGCCUGGAUCGAUAUUUGAAAAUCUGCUAUUUAUCUUAUGGGGUUUGGCUGAAAAGAAAGCACGCCUACAUCUGCCUGGCAGCCAUCUGGGCCUAUGCUUCCUUCUGGACCACCAUGCCCUUGGUAGGUCUGGGGGACUACGUACCUGAGCCCUUCGGAACCUCGUGCACCCUGGACUGGUGGCUGGCCCAGGCCUCGGUAGGGGGCCAGGUUUUCAUCUUGAACAUCCUCUUCUUCUGCCUCUUGCUCCCAACGGCUGUGAUCGUGUUCUCCUACGUAAAGAUCAUUGCCAAGGUUAAGUCCUCUUCCAAAGAAGUAGCUCAUUUCGACAGUCGGAUCCAUAGCAGCCAUGUGCUGGAAAUGAAACUGACAAAGGUAGCGAUGUUGAUUUGUGCUGGAUUCCUGAUUGCCUGGAUUCCUUAUGCAGUGGUGUCUGUGUGGUCAGCUUUUGGAAGGCCAGACUCCAUUCCCAUACAGCUCUCUGUGGUGCCAACCCUACUUGCAAAAUCUGCAGCGAUGUACAAUCCCAUCAUUUACCAAGUUAUUGAUUACAAAUUUGCCUGUUGCCAAACUGGUGGUUUGAAAGCAACCAAGAAGAAGUCUCUGGAAGGCUUCAGGCUGCACACCAUAACCACAGUCAGGAAGUCUUCUGCUGUGCUGGAAAUUCAUGAAGAGUGGGAAUAACAAAUGUUCUGGUUGUGAAUAGUGCAUCUGAAGUGCUUACACAGCAUCUGGCACAUGCAGAGAAAUUAGCUUACAAAUGUUAUUUUUCUGACUUCUCGCCUCCACUCCGCUUACCCUGUCAGGAAAAAAUAAUUCACAAGGAAUAUCAAAACAAUGAUGCACUCUAGGAGUAUCCAAGUAUCUUAGCUGAGUUAUCUCACUUUAGUAUAGUGGCAGAGUUACAACUAGAGAGUGCUAGAAUCCCACGCUUUAGACAUCCUGCAGUGCACACCUCAGUCUCAUCAGUAAGGACCUCACUUUCUUCUGAACUGGGGCUUGUGAAAGCUGGCCUGGAAAGCCUGAUUCAAGGAGAUCAGGCAUGUCUCUGACUGGAGCAGCUACACUCCACAUCUGUAAUUUGAUUUGUUCUAUUGCAGAUGAUGUACUGGGCAGAGGUGAGUGUGGAUUGGUGAAAAUCUGUUUUUAUGACUGGCAAAGCAGUGCAGGGGGAUCUUUCACUCAUAAGAAGCAUCAUCAGUAGGGUUUGUCCCUGAUGCCUUUACCACAGCAUCUGAGCACCUCUCAAGUUUUUCCAGGCCAGCUCCAGUUUCAGUGAGGAGAGUGUGGGCUUUCUAUUCCCCAAAUAUUCUUACUACAGUUAAUGUGUAGGUUACUGCCUCAGCCCAGCUGCAGGUUCCCAGAUGUGAGUUCCAUGUAGGCAGAAACUGUCCAGUUCUUGAAAUUGAAUUAUUUCCUUGUGUAUGUGUUUUUUUUUCCUGCUUAAAGCUCCUUGGGAUGCUUCCUCUCAAAAGUCUUUGAAGAAUGAGGUUAAGCUAAGACAACCUGGAUCAAUUUUUUUUUGGUAAAAAUGAGAUUGAAAUUAUCCCCAUAAUUCAAUAAAAUAGCUUUUUUCCUUCUUUCUUUUUACUUUGUUGGAAACUACGCAACAGAAACAAAGUAAGAAGACUCUACCUUAAUUUCAAAGGUAACUCUUACAUAAAGAAGAAAGUCAUUAUGCCAGGCCAGGGGGAGAGUGGAAAGGGGAAAUUUAGAGAAUAGAAACAAACUUAAGCAUGUGUGAAUUGUAAACACAUAAUGAAUGAAUGAGAAGGGCCAGCCAGGAGUCUGUGAAAUGGUCCAGUUGGGAAAUGCCUAAUGCAUAAACACAAAUCUUGGUGACAGGUAGGUUAGCUAUCUGUGAACUUUCUAAAGGUUAAAUAAACAAUCAUAGGAUUUUGUUAAUGUGCCAAAGUGAGUUUAAACCAUGAAAGACAUGAUGCAAAUGUGCAAGUACCUUUAAUUGGGCAUAAUAAAAAGUAAUGAGGUAUGGUUAAAAUCAUAACAUUUAGAACAAGAGAGAAGUUAGGGAGAAUUUUUGUCUAAAAAGCCAAAAAGUGAUAGUUGAUUAGUGAAAAGGAGAGAGAAUUUUCUUAAUAUAAUAAAUUAGGUACUUUGGCAAGUGAAAUGGGUUCUAGGCCAAUUGCAAAUCCUUGGGAUUCCCUGGCAGCUAGAACCUUGGCACUCCCAAAAGACAGUUCCAGCUAAAAUGACAGAUGAACACGAGUCUUCAAGUCAAAACUACUGUUGUACCACAUCCGUUGAAUGUUUGGUGAUUCAAGUCUCUGUUAUUCAGGAACUGAUUCUGUUUUUCCUCCUGUCAAAACCUUUGGCUGAUUUUGACUGUAGUAGCACAUCUGGCAGGAAUAUGACAGAAAAAAAUUAAGUUAAAAAUAUAAUUUCUAUUCCAGUAUUUUUUUCUGUAAAAGGCUUUAUGGGGAAGAAGGGAAGAAGGUUGACAUGAGUAGAGACGAUACUCGCCUCUGGAUGACCCAGUUGGGUUCUCCUUUGACUGCCAUUCACCACAGUUGACCUCAUUAGGCUCUGAAGUGUGAGAAGAGCUUCAUUGCCAAGUUAGUGAAAGAAGCAGAUGAUUUACUUUUGCUUGAGUGGGUCUGUAGACCUCGGGAGAUUAGCCAUUUCUCUUAGAGUUUGGUGUAUGUAUUAAGAUACAGCAUGUAUGUAGGUAUAUAUAAUACAUAUAUGUGUGUAUACAUAUAUAUAUAUCUGGUUUGUUUAAUAUCUUUUAAAAAAUUUUAAUGGAAUUUUUUGAACAUGUACAAAAGAGAAGGAAUCCUAUGAUGAACUCCCAUGUAUCCAUCAUCCUGCUUCAACAAUGAUCAACCCGUAGCGUAUUGUGGUUCACGUUGACACUCAUCCACUUCUUUCCUUCCCCAUCUCUCCCCAUUAUUUUGAGACAAAUGAGAUCCUGGGAUUUCAUCAAAAUAUUAUGAAUAUCUUAUUUGUGAGAACAAGAUUUCCCAAAGCAUGAUCCCCAGAAACCUAGUCCUGCAAAACUACCACAAAAAUAACGUGUUCUAAUCUCCAAA